GGCAGUCCCUUGGAGGUGAGGGAGACACCUGGCAGGCGGAGUUUGCAGCCCCAGCGUGGCUCUCCCCAUGCACCCACCCCGUUUGCAGGGGUUCACCUGCCCCGGCUGCCCCCCGACAUGCCUGAGCACACAGCCGCCUCGAGGCUCCGGCUCUCCGGGCUGUGCUUCCUCCUGCAAAUCCUCAACAUCCUCCUCUUCGCCGUGUUCGUGCGGUACAGCCCCGAGGGCAGCGCCGGCCCGUGCCCCCCGCAGCUGAACUGCAGCCGCAGGAACGAGGACUCGGCUUUCCAGCAGCCCCCAGGUUUUCAGGGUGUCCACGUCCAAGUGCUCCUCAGCUUUGGGCUCCUGGUGGUGUUCCUCAGCCGCUACAGGCCGGGCAGCGCGGCCAUCAGCGUCCUCAUCACAGCCUUUGCCAUCCAGUGGGCUGUUCUCACCCAGGGCGUGUUUCACUUCUUCCUCAACGGCAAAAUUUACGUGGGAGCUCAGAGCAUGGUCAGUGCUGACUUCUGCACCGCAGCUGUUCUGAUCUCCACCGGAGCUGUUCUAGGCAGGGUAAGCCCUGUCCAGAUGCUGCUGCUGGCCCUGCUGGAAGUCACGCUGUGCACUCUCAACGAAUACAUCCUGCUCAGUCUCAUGGGGGUGAGCGACAGUGGACGCUCCUUGACCGUCCACACCUUUGGUGCUUAUUUCGGCCUGAUGGUUUCACGGGUCUUGUACCAGCCCCACAAGGACAAGAGGAAGAGGGAAGAGCAGCAGGAUAAGGGGCACCAGACAGAUGUCUUUGCUGUGGUUGGAACCAUCUACCUGUGGAUCUUCUGGCCCAGCUUCACCUCCACCACCACCACUGUCCACCACAAUGAUGAGAACUGGGCAGUGCUCAACACCUACUUUUCACUGGUGGCAAGCACCGUGUCCACCUUCAUCCUCUCUCCUGUCCUCUACGAGGAGAGCACCCCGAGGAUGGUCCAGAUCCAGGAUGCCACCCUGGCUGGCAUGGCCAUGAUGGGCAUGGCUGGGGAGAUGCUGGUCACCCCCUUUGGGGCCCUCAUCGCGGGGUUUCUGGUUGGCCUGAUCUCCCUGCUUGGCUUCAGGUUCUUCACGCCCGUUCUACGCUCCAGGCUGAAAAUCCAGGACACCUGUGGGGUUCACAACACCCACGGGCUGCCUGGGAUACUGGGGGCCUUGCUGGGGACGCUGCUGACGCUGCUGGCCACCGCAGACACUUAUGGUUACAGGCUGGAGCUUGUAUUCCCACUGGUGGCCCAGGGCAGCCGGACAGUCGCUGACCAAGCAAUCAUCCAGCUCAGUGCCCUGCCCCUCACCCUGCUGCUUGCAGGGCUUGGGGGCUGCCUCACAGGAGCCGUCCUGAAAAUCAAGGUGCUGAGGUGCUCCCCGGACGCGCAGUACAAGGAAAACGCCGUCUUCCGGGAGGUGGCUGAGGAAGGAUCUGAGCCCAGUGCAAGUGGAAAGGAGGAGCUGGGCAUCAGCACCUUGGUGUAACGAGCCCGAAUCUCCAGUGAGGUCCUGCACCAGCGAUGGUCUGGCGUGGCCAGUGCCAGCUGGCUUCUGGCAGCCUGAACUUCCCACAGCCACGCUGGCUCCCACGCAGGAGCCAGCUGCUGGUCCCAAACGUUUUGGGAGCAGCUGGGUGUCCACAGGCCUUUGCAGGGUGAGGAGGUGCUGUGCUAUCCCUGUGCUUGUUGUGGGAGCAACACGGCUCUUGCUGCCAGGGUCACCUCAGGGUGUCCAGGCUUGGCUCAGCCACUUCCCCUCCCUGCUCCUUGCCUCAGUUUCCCCAUCAGCUCUGGAGGAAGGCAGUGGGGAGAGGAGGGAUGACUGUGUUGGAGAACAGGCACAGGAGGCUGAACAGAAAGCAGCAAAGACUUUGUACAGACACUUCUGCGCACAGCAAUUAAAAUAUAUGGAUUUUUUUGUA
Messenger RNA from Vidua macroura (Pin-tailed whydah), 1936 nucleotides. It is a transcript of the gene RHBG, whose product is annotated as Rh family B glycoprotein. Gene Ontology annotation, biological process: ammonium homeostasis; ammonium transmembrane transport. The transcript is spliced from 10 exons. The record is from RefSeq and is a predicted model, not a curated record. Lineage: Eukaryota; Metazoa; Chordata; Aves; Passeriformes; Viduidae. Bases 118 to 1500 code for a protein of 460 amino acids. Gene Ontology annotation, cellular component: plasma membrane. Gene Ontology annotation, molecular function: ammonium channel activity.